This is a messenger RNA of Morone saxatilis (striped sea-bass), 4043 nucleotides long. RefSeq names its product signal transducing adaptor molecule (SH3 domain and ITAM motif) 2 (gene stam2). The record is from RefSeq and is a predicted model, not a curated record. Gene Ontology annotation, biological process: signal transduction. Gene Ontology annotation, cellular component: endocytic vesicle. Gene Ontology annotation, molecular function: phosphatidylinositol binding; ubiquitin binding. NCBI's taxonomy places the organism in Eukaryota, Metazoa, Chordata, Actinopteri, Moronidae.
AGAAGUCAACCAAUGAAAACAACACAACAGAUGACUGGGGGCUCAUUAUGGACAUCUGCGAUAAGAUUGGAACGACACCCAAUGGACCAAAGGACAGCUUGAGAUCCAUUAUGAAGAGAAUCAACCACAAAGUGCCUCAUGUUGCCAUGCAGGCCCUCAAUUUGCUGGGUGCUUGUGUGUCAAACUGUGGCAAAAUAUUCCACCUGGAAAUCUGCUCCAGGGAGUUUUCCAGUGAAGUACGAAGUGUGCUGAGCAGGGCCCACCCUAAGGUGUGUGAAAAGCUAAAGGCUCUGAUGGUGGAGUGGGCAGAAGACUUCCAGAAGGAUCCACAGCUCAGCCUCAUCGGUGCCACCAUUAAGUCUCUGAAGGAGGAGGGCAUCAGCUUCCCCUCCGCAUCUUCACAGGGGUCCACCGUAAAGGUCAGCACACCUGCUGUGAGCAAAGGAUCUGAUGAUGACAACCUGGCCAAAGCAAUCGAGCUGUCCUUGCAGGAGCAGAAGCAGCAGGCGGAGACGCGGCCCCUGACCGCAACCGCUGACCCCCCGAGCUACACCAACGGUAGCGGGGGGCAGGAGGCCCGGAAGGUGCGUGCGCUGUACGACUUUGAAGCGGCUGAAGAUAAUGAGCUGACCUUCAAAGCGGGAGAACUUAUUCUGGUUUUGGAUGACAGCGAUCCAAACUGGUGGAAAGGAGAGAACCACAGAGGGGUGGGGCUUUUCCCCUCCAACUUUGUCACCACCAAUCUGAAUGCUGAGCCAGAGCCAGUGGUUUAUGUUGAAAAGGCAGCCAGUCCUGAAGAGACGAGCUUGGAAACCAAAGUUGAGCCUGAGCCCGUCGUCAUUGACGAGGGGAAGAUGGACAGAACCCUGGCACUGCUGCAGAAUGCGGAUCCUGCAGAUCCGGCUCCUGACUCCCAAGAGCUGAUCCAGCUGGAGGGUGCUUGUGAACAGAUGAACCCAAUGAUUGAUGAGAAGCUGCAGGAGAUUGACAGGAAACAUUCAGAGUUGUCAGAGUUGAAUGUGAAAGUUCUAGAGGCCCUGGACCUUUACAACAAGCUCAUGCACGAGGCUCCGUUUUACUCGGCCUACUCCAAGAUGCAGACACAGUACGCGCCAGCCGGCUCAGCUGUAGCCAUGCAGGGCUACCUCGGCCCGCCCGGCGCCCCCUACCUGCCUCCAGCGAUGCCCCAGGGUCCUCCUGCGCAGGCCUACACUCUGCCCAGUGACCCGCCCGGAUCACUACACUCGCUGCCACCGAACGUCUCAGCCCCACCCAACAACCCAGCUGCUCAGCCUCCAUACAUGAGCAGUGGUAUGAACGCUCAGUACAUGAACCAAGCUGCUGGAGCUCAUUACCCACCCCAGGCAGGCGUGGCCAUGGACAUGUCGACCUAUCACAACUCCAGCAUGCCUCCCGUGUCCUAUCCUGUGGCCGCUCCCCCUCACCAGGCUCCUCAGCAGCAGCAGGCAGCAUAUUAUCAGCAGCCCCUGCUGUAAAACUCCGACUGCCAACAGGCCUGAGAUGAUGAAUACAUGCUCCAGAUAUUUACAUUUCCAGUGGUGUGUUCAUUUGGCUUACCUUGUGUGAGUGUGUAAUUGCUUUGGGAACAUUCCUUUAGCCAUUUUGCGUGCCUGAUCAACUGAAUUGAACACACCCCACAAAGGCUGAAAUAACUGAGGUGUGUAUGUUACGCAGGACUGUUGUUCAUCUGAGUCAGGACUCUCUCUCUCUCUGUGUGCAUGUCCUCAGCUACUGUAUGUGAGGCUAAACCAUGGUAACAGGAGUUUUUUUUCCUGUCCUUCACUUCUCUCUCCUGGCUGACAGUAAACGCAGCACUGGUCUUCACAAACAUCACAGGUCGACACAGAAGAAGAGCUGGGCUUGUACACCAAUACAGCGCCUUGUAAUGAGCAGUCUUUGCCUAAUUCUGAAGAAAUUUACAUUUUACAAUUCAUAGUUCAACACAAUGCUACUCCCAGAGUGUGUUAUUUCUGAAUUGACCCCCUUCAAAGAAUUUACGCAACAUGUCCUCUUUGAGGUGGUAACAGAGGGUCAGGCCAUGUCCACACUAAUGUAGAUAAAAGUGAAAAAAUGCUUCUUUUUCUCUUCAUAUUGGCCUACUGUUCACACUACCUUGUCUACACUGGCCAUGUAGCGAAAACGGCACGUCAGCAGCUGCUUGUCCCCAGUCAGUGUCUACACUGGAUACCUUCAGCCACAGUAUUGCUGUGCACUAGAAGUGUUGUUGCAGCCCAUAUAGCCUAAUACAAGAUCAGUGCAAUUACAAGCAAACAUAGGAAUAAAGUGAACUAAAAUAGCAGCUCUGCAUGUAAAAUGCAAGUGAAAAGUGAGCCUUUACUCAAGCCAUUGCCCGGCUGUUUUAGACAGCUGUAUUGAUCAAAACCGAAGCAUAUCUUAUCUGUUUCGAUGCGGAUGACUGAAAAACGUGUCCAGUGUAGAUGUAGACAGCCUGCAAACCGACAAAAAAGCAGCUUUUCGAAAAGCGUUCUCCCGAGCAAAUCCGAUUUAAAACACCAGUCUCACAUGGUAGUUUGCCCAUGAAGACACGCAUGAUAUGUUAGUGUGCAUAGUGUGGAUUUAACAUUUGACACCUAAAUGGCAUUUUCAAAAGUGUCUGCGUUAAUGUGAACAUGGCUGAAAUGUUUCUUCUUCUUUUAGAUUUUAACGGCCACGGCCGUCUUGUUUUUCAGUUUGUAAAAGAAACACUCUGGUCUGAUGUGAGAGCUCACGUUUCUGCAAAGCCAGCACAUAUCGAGUGUGUGGGACGGGGCGCGGGUGCUCGCUUCAGGACAGAGCGUGCAGUUAUUUAAAAGGCAGGAGCUUCGUUUUUGUUUUCUUCCUCACCUGCAUCUAUCACUGUAGCUGAUCUGUGUUUGGAACAGAAUUUCUGAAGUACAAACUAUAUUUUCAACUAUCAGAUAUGUAUGUUAACAGUUAUAUUUGUGUAAAUGGUUACCUUCCCAUCAACUCACUGCCUUGUAAUGCAUUCUCUGGUUGCAUUUGUGAUGUGUAAGAUGACAUUUCUGUGUAUGUGUGCACAUAUUUGUUUUUGUACAUACGUAUGUAUUUAUUGCGUACGUAUGUGUUUGAGGGCUUACCCAUAAUAGGUUCUUCAGCAUUGUAAAAUGCAUUGAUUUUUUUUGUAAGGAUCAUCAGAUUUUAGGGUGAACUGAGAAAUAGUUAGUUGGAUUUCUUUGUGUGUUUAUUAAUCUGAUGAAACACUGCAUCUGUUCAUGAUUACUACAUCAGUACCUUCCUGCCUCUCCUCUUCAUGUGUGGGGUCUCUUCCAUUUAACGGAGUGCAUGUUUUAUGCAAAUGUUGAGAUUUUUCAUGUCUGUACACGUAAAUUUCGAAAUUGUCAAUGGCGUUGCCUGUACUUUGAUUUAUAUAUAUUGAGACAUUAUACAUGUGUAAUUUACAUGGUUGGAGAAAGUGUAAUUAUUAUUAUUCUUACUUUGCUCCUGCUUUUACUUUUAUCGUUCAGGCAAAAUGUAAAUGGAACUAAAUUUUCACAAAGUUGGGAAAUCAUUAGUUUCUGUUAAGAUGAAGAAAGAGAAGUGAGACAUCAUGUUUUAGACCUACUGCUUGUUUAUUCUGCAGGUUUGGGGUUAAUAUUAAGGAGCAGCUUUCACACAGCCCUGUUGCAGUAGCUCCGUAGUUACUAAUUUUAGCCACAACUGUCUUCUUUUAUUUCCUUUAUUGGCCUCAUAUUACAGGCAUUGUAUAUUAGAUGUAAAAUACCUGGUUUUGUCAGUGACAUUGACGUUGCACCUUAGCUUUGUAAACAUGUAUUUACCACUGGAUGCCUUGUUUUUCUGUAGAAAUCAAAGAACGACACAGACACAACUUUGGCGAGCAACUUCAGUCCCAGUAUCCGCUGGAUAUGUAUAAUUCUGUAUAUUUAAAAUAUUCCAGGAAAAGUUCAUUUAUCCAAGAUUUUAAAACUGCUUUUGUAACAGAGCAAACUUAUAAUAUUCUUUGAAAUAAAAAAAAAAUUGACCUGUGUUGAGGGUGGUCUCUA